GUCGUUUCUUUAUUGAAGCGUUUUUCACGCCUCUGCAUCUCAUCCACGCCGUUUGCGCUGCCGUCGGUCAACGAUCCUUCACCACUGCCUCUCCCCCUUCAUGCGAACGGUUGUUCGUCUUGGCACUUCCUCGUCUGAGUUAUUUAUCAUUUAUUUAAGAAUUCAACUUUUUUGCAUCACACGGGCAUCUCCAGGGUAAUGCUGCGAGGAGAGAAGAUAUCUUCACCACGUAAACAAAGAUCGCCAUCAAGUUGACGACGUCACUCAUACUGUUAUCAAGCUGACGUCAUCAUCCAGUAGAAGGAUUUUAAUGGGCUGUUACAGAUCUCAUAAAUACAGUCGACUGAUCUAAUCCCAUAAACUCAUUGUGGAUUAGGCACUCACCACAUCCGCUCAGAUCCUCAGAGAAGCAUGAGCUCACACAAGAGACCUGUCCGGGCUCAGCCCGAUUCUGAAACCAGUGCCUCUGUGGCCCGUGACCUGACCGCAGCAACCGGAGAAGAGUGCUCCGGUCUCCUGACCAAGCUGAUGGAGCUUCCCGUAUCCCGUCUGUCCCGGCAGCAGCUGAAACGGCUGGAGGAUCAUCAGUACAGCAGUGCGGGACGGUCCCUCAUGGAGUCCUUAAUGCAGGGAUACUGGUGCUGGCUGGUGAGCAAAGUGCCUCUCUGGAUGGCUCCGAACCUCAUCACUAUAGUGGGACUUGCUACCAAUAUUAUCACCACUCUGAUACUGGUCUACUACUGCCCUACUGCCACCGAACAGGCACCAACAUGGGCAUACUUAGCCUGUGCUUUGGGUUUGUUCAUCUACCAAUCACUGGAUGCCAUAGAUGGGAAGCAGGCACGACGGACCAAUAGCAGCACGCCACUCGGCGAGCUGUUUGACCACGGCUGUGACUCCCUUUCUACAGUGUUUGUGAUCCUGGGCACGUGUAUAGCAGUUCAGAUGGGUACUCACCCUGACUGGAUGUUUUUCUGUUGUUUUGUGGGCAUGUUCAUGUUUUAUUGUGCCCACUGGCAGACGUAUGUUUCUGGAACACUGCGCUUUGGCAUAAUUGAUGUGACUGAAGUACAAAUCUUCAUUAUAAUCAUGUACUUACUGGCUGCCAUUGGAGGAACAGCUUUUUGGCAAUCUGUGAUCCCUGUGAUGAAUAUCCAGGCUAAAAUAAUACCAGCCCUUUUCACUCUUCUGGGUGCCGUUUUCUCCUGCACAAACUACUUCCGGGUUAUUUUCACAGGUGGAAUGGGCAAAAAUGGAUCAACUAUUGCGGGAACAAGUGUUUUGUCUCCAUCCUUCCAUAUAGGAGUGGUCAUCACACUUGCUCUAAUGAUCUAUAAGAAGUCAUCAGUGCAGCUCUUUGAGAGACAUCCUUGUCUAUACAUCUUAGCAUUUGGGUUUGUCUCGGCCAAAAUCACCAACAGACUGGUGGUUGCUCAUAUGACAAAAAGUGAAAUGCCACGUAAUGACCUGGCCUUCACCGGACCAGCGCUGCUGUUUCUGAAUCAGUACUUCAACAGUUUCAUUAAUGAGUACUGUCUUCUGUGGGUCGCUCUGGUGCUGUCAGCGUUUGAUCUGGUGCGAUACUGCGUGAGUGUGUGUAACCAGAUCGCCACACACUUAAACAUCCGUGUCUUCAGCAUCCAGCCUCCCUCUCCAUCCAGAGUUCAGGCAGACAGCAAAAAUCACCACUAACCCCUGCUCCUCAAACACCUCCAGUAGGUCACGCACUUCAGUGAAUGUAAAACACAACUCACAGAGACCGAGCCCAAAUGGCUGCAGUUACAAACUUUGUUCUCGUAAUGAAGAGAGGAUAUGAAAGGCUGAAAGGGAAUGUUAAAAAGAAUAGGCAUCCAACGGUUAUAACAUCAUUCAGUUGUCAGUAUUGCAAUGUUAGAUGACCAGUUUUGUUUUGCCAUAGUUUUGUUUGUAAGUCAAAGAAUAGAAGAUCCAAAAGUUAUUAUAUUUUUCAGUUUUAAUGUUUUGUGUUUUUUUUUUUUUUUUUGGGCCUGCAGUGUAUAAUUUAUUCCGUUUACGACCAACGAUACAUCUGAAUGUAAUUAUGUAAUAAUUACAGAAUGCCAUAGGUAUUAAUUGUAAACUUUGCGGCCAUUUACUUACACACCAGUACACAUCACUUUUGCCAAUACAAAGCUUUCAGAGAGCUACGAGAUAACGUUGACAUGAAAAACAAGCCACAGGUGUUUCCAUCAUAUAUUGCAGAAACAUCUAGAAUCUCACAUAAUGCUAAUUAUCUUUCUAUGCAUAUGUUUCUUUGUGUUUGUUGUGUUUUUGAGGGAAUUAAUAUUAUUAGUUGGGUAUGCCCAUGUCACUAAAUAAUAAAAACUGUAUUAGAAACAGUAUUUUGAUAGUGCCAUAUUUUCCUAAUAAUUGGGGCCAAGGAAAACGUCUAGAAUGGUUAUGAGAUGCACUGUACAUAUGUGAACCUUUAAUAAUAACCUAAAAAUCCUGUUUGUGGUCUAAAUGCUUUAGUUAAUGUGAUAACCUGUGCUAAAUUAUUUUUGUGCCUUUUAUUUGUCACUGUCGUUAUACUUCUAUGCACAGUAAAAGUUGGACUCAGCGAUUUUGAUAUUUUUUUAGCCUCGUGUAAAUCGUAUUUUGUUUGUAAGUAAAUUAUGUUCACAGCAUCAAACUCGACAAAGAUGCAAUUUCAUAUUCCUGCUUGUUUCAUUGAGUUCUUAUAGCUAAAUCAGUCAUUAUAUAUAUUAUUUUUUUUACCUUCAUGCUAAUUUGUUUCAGAGGAAACUGUAUUUUUUGCAAAACAAUAGACAUUAACCCUGCAGUUCUGUAUCGGGUGCUUCCAAGUGUAGAAUAUGAACAGAGUGGCCAAGCUCAAUGUCAAUUUCUCGAAACGCGUUAUUGUUUUGCAUCUACCUCUGAGCAGUUGCUUGUACAUGUUAUUUUAGUCUAUGGGUGUGAGUCGUGAUUGGAAAUGUUUUAAUCAUGUUGUGAAUCUUAUGUCAGUGGGUUUCUGUGUAUUUGUGCUUCUCCCAUUUUAAGCAUCAUCCGUUCACCGGGGACUCGCUGAGGUCAACCAAAGUUGCAAGACACACAUAGUUGAAAAAAAAUGAUGUCUGUCGCUGCAACUGCAUUUGCAUAUUUGUAUUAAUUUGACCAGGAUUUUGUUGUUUUGUUGAUUUACAGCAAACACCUUUCUUUUUAAUAGAUUAAUGGUCGUGAAAUAAAGAUUGUUAUAUUUAUGUUAGCAGA
This is a messenger RNA of Pimephales promelas (fathead minnow), 3228 nucleotides long. RefSeq names its product choline/ethanolamine phosphotransferase 1a (gene cept1a). Gene Ontology annotation, cellular component: endoplasmic reticulum membrane; Golgi apparatus. Gene Ontology annotation, biological process: phosphatidylethanolamine biosynthetic process. NCBI's taxonomy places the organism in Eukaryota, Metazoa, Chordata, Actinopteri, Cypriniformes, Leuciscidae. The record is from RefSeq and is a predicted model, not a curated record. Gene Ontology annotation, molecular function: diacylglycerol cholinephosphotransferase activity; ethanolaminephosphotransferase activity.